Messenger RNA from Lottia gigantea (owl limpet), 1323 nucleotides. RefSeq lists its product as hypothetical. Gene Ontology annotation, biological process: protein polyubiquitination; proteasome-mediated ubiquitin-dependent protein catabolic process; DNA repair. The transcript has 9 exons. Gene Ontology annotation, molecular function: ubiquitin conjugating enzyme activity. Bases 262 to 1323 code for a protein of 353 amino acids. Lineage: Eukaryota; Metazoa; Mollusca; Gastropoda; Lottiidae. The record is from RefSeq and is a predicted model, not a curated record.
AUUCAAUGAAAUUUUAUUUCCCUGUUUAGUGAACUGUUGGCAUUUAGAAAAUAAGAGAAGUCCUUAAGCGUGUCAAGGGACGCAUCCUCACUUCCAAUCAAUUCUGUUGAAAGAGCAAAAUUUGUUGUCUGUCAUAAUUUAAAAAAAAAAGAAUUUUCAAGCAGACAACAUUGAAGAUUACAAAGUGAAACUAGAGAGUGUUUAUGUCAGCUAAAAAAUUCUGUUGGCCUAUGUAGGAAAGUGUUUCGGAAUUUUCUUAAAAUGGAAGCAAAGGACUUUGAAAUAAUUAAGGAAGAAGCCACUGAAUGGACUUCAAAGACUGGUAAUGACUUUAACAUACUGAGCUGUGAUGAAAGUGAAAAAAGAAUAGAUUUUCAUAUACCAGACAAAAACAUUUCAUUUUAUGUUGUACAAAACACAUUUGAUCAACAGAAUACAUGGCAUUUAUGGAGUGAUCAAGAAAAAAUAUUGAGCAAAUUAAGUUCAGCUAUAGAAAAAUGUGGAUCAUGUCAGACUACUUUAACUGCUAUACUGGAUUCUGUAUCUUCAUGUUUAAAACAGGUUAUCAAAGAUGCUAUGAAAGAAAAUGAUGAUGACGAUGAUGAUGAUGAGUUUGUGGACUGUGAAGAUGAAGGUUUAGUAGAAGAAGAUGAUGAUGAUGAUGAUGAUGGUGAUGAUAAUGAUGAUGACAGCUAUUAUUACAAUGAUGAUGAUAAUGAUGAAUCCACAGAUACAAAUGCCAAAGAAAAGAAAGAUGAAAAUGAUGAUGAUGAUGAAGAUGAUGAUGAUGAUACUGAAGAUUUUUUUGGAGGUGAUGGUAAUCCUACAGCAGUGGCUAGGUUAGUGAAAGAUAUGAAAAAUAUGCAGAAAAUAAAGGGUAAAUAUGGCAUAGAAGGAAGUCCUAAAGGAGGCAAUUUAUUUGUUUGGGAUGUGAAGUUAACAGAUAUACCAACAGAUUCUAAAUUAGGUCAAGAUUUAGUCAAAUAUUCCCAAAAAUAUCAUCAACAGCCUGUGAUAAAUUUAGAAAUGCAGUUUCCAAGAGAUUAUCCCUUCAGUCCACCAUUUAUUAGAGUUAUAAGACCAAGAUUUCAAUUUCUUACAGGUCAUGUGACUAUUGGAGGAAGUAUUUGUAUGCAGAUGUUAACUAAGAGUGGUUGGACUCCAAGUAAUGAUAUAGAGUUAAUACUAAUUCAAGUGAGAUCAGAAAUAUUAAGUGACGCUAACGCAAGACUUGCUCAUGGUAAGGAGAAUGAUGUUUAUUCUCUAGAAGAAGCCAAGCGUGCAUUUGAUAGAAUGGUAGAGAGGUAUAACUGGAAUAAAUAA